Nothobranchius furzeri (turquoise killifish) is the source of this 1427-nucleotide messenger RNA. RefSeq names its product N6-Methyl-AMP deaminase (gene mapda). Lineage: Eukaryota; Metazoa; Chordata; Actinopteri; Cyprinodontiformes; Nothobranchiidae. Gene Ontology annotation, molecular function: adenosine deaminase activity. The record is from RefSeq and is a predicted model, not a curated record. Gene Ontology annotation, biological process: inosine biosynthetic process; adenosine catabolic process.
AAUGGGGACCUGUAUCUUUGCUGUACCAUCUGGUGCUUCGGGAAAAUAAACUGAAAACAAGUGAGAAACAGCUCACGGGUCCCUGUCCUUUCACAUUAAUAAUGGACGGUGAUGUUUGCUUUUAUCGGGAAUUGCCAAAGGUGGAGCUGCACGCGCACCUCAAUGGCUCUGUCAGCUUUGUUACCAUGGAGAAGCUCAUCAAACGGAAACCGCACCUCAACAUUGAACACAGUAUGACAGCGAUCGGCAAAGGCCAGCGGAGAACACUGGAUGAAUGUUUCGAGGUCUUCAAGAUAAUCCAUAAACUGGUGGACACGGAGGAGGACGUCCUGAUGGUGGCCACAGACGUUAUCAAGGAGUUUUCAGCUGAUGGUGUGAAGUAUUUAGAGCUCAGAAGUACUCCGAGGGAAGAGAAGGCCACAGGAUUAACAAAGAAGAGUUAUGUUGAGACAGUCAUCAAAGCCAUUCAGCGGUGUAAAAAUGAAGGAGUGGACAUUGAUGUCAGGUUUUUGGUGGCCAUUGAUCGCAGAAAUGGGUCAGAGGUUGCUAUGGAGACAGUGGAGCUGGCUGAGGAAUUCAUGCUGUCAUCUGGUGGUCUGGUAGUAGGAAUUGACUUGAGUGGAGAUCCAACGGUGGGCCAUGGCAGACACCUUCUUCCAGCCCUGGAGAGGGCCAAAAACUGUGGACUGAAGUUGUCUCUGCACCUUUCAGAAGUUCCCUCUCAGCUGGAGGAGUCAGACCUGCUGCUGAAUCUUCCUCCAGACAGGAUUGGCCACGGGACCUUUUUACAUCCUGAAAUGGGCGGAUCUCAACACCUUGUAGACAAAGUGACGAAAAACAAUAUACCUCUGGAACUCUGCCUGACUUCAAAUGUCAAAGGACAAACCAUUCCAUGCUACUCCAAACAUCACUUCAGACACUGGUACCAGAUGGGCCAUCCAGUUGUCCUCUGUACAGAUGAUAAAGGAGUCUUUUGUACAGACUUGUCUCAAGAAUAUCAGCUAGCUGCCUCCACGUUUGAUCUGAGUCACGAGGCGGUGUGGAAGCUCUCCCAGCAGGCUGUGGACUGCAUCUUUGCAGAGGAAGCUGUGAAAGAUCAGCUCAAACAGAAGUGGAAUGAAUUGCGUCCUCAGAUGUUUAAUUUACCCACCCAGCAAGUCUAAACACAAUCAUAUACUUUUGCUUUUAGUUAGUUAAAAGAAAAAAAAAACACAACGGUUUUACAAUUAUUUAUAGAAAUGAUCAUCUUAAGUUGUGAAAAUAUAAAAAUGUGUUAUUUAAUACGUUGAGCUGAAGAGUGUUCGGUUUAUCUGAUUUAUAGUUUCACACAUUCAUCACUUGUUGUAAAGUGUUGACAUAUAAUUAAUUUGGCAAACAGAGUUGUUUAUUUUUACUCUAAAAGAAAAAAAAAUAUGAAUUUUUACGAG